Molecule: messenger RNA, 4512 nt
Organism: Nelumbo nucifera (sacred lotus)
Lineage: Eukaryota; Viridiplantae; Streptophyta; Magnoliopsida; Proteales; Nelumbonaceae
Product: Transducin/WD40 repeat-like superfamily protein
Molecular function (GO): protein binding
Source: RefSeq, a predicted model, not a curated record
UAGUAGUUGCUCGAUUUCGUUUGGCUUUGGACUCCAAAGGACCAAGCCGGGUAAUGGAGUUCUGUCUAGAUCUCUAUUAACAGCGGCUUCGAGUCGACCUUGUUUGAUAAUGCAUGCGAACCAGAAGUUACAGAACAACCGUCGUUCCUUCUCUCUUAAUGAUCGAAAACGAUUUUGCAUUUUUGCUUUGUAGCUCUACGGAAGAGAUCUGAACGAGAAAGGAAGAAGUUUGAGAAACAAGAAUGCUUCGAUUGAGAGCUUUCCGUCCGUCAAGCGACAAAAUCGUGAAGAUUCAGCUACACCCGACGCACCCGUGGCUCGUUACUGCAGACGCGUCGGAUCAUGUCUCUGUCUGGAAUUGGGAGCAUCGACAGGUGAUCUAUGAGUUAAAAGCUGGUGGCAUCGAUGAGAGGCGUUUGGUUGGAGCGAAGCUGGAGAAGCUCGCCGAGGGAGAAUCAGAGUCUAAAGCAAAACCAACGGAAGCCAUGCGGGGUGGGAGUGUUAAGCAGGUUAAUUUUUAUGAUGACGAUGUGCGAUUUUGGCAACUUUGGCGUAACCGCUCUGCUGCUGCUGAGGCACCAUCUCCAGUGAGCCAGCAUGCCUCAGCUUUUAGUUCUCCUGCCCCAUCCACAAAGGGAAGACAUUUUCUUGUCAUUUGCUGUGAAAAUAAAGCCAUAUUCUUGGAUUUGGUCACAAUGCGAGGACGUGAUGUUCCAAAGCAAGACCUCGAUAAUAAGUCUCUCCUCUGUAUGGAGUUCCUCUCUAGAUCAGCAGGUGGUGAUGGCCCUCUUAUUGCUUUUGGUGGAUCAGAUGGUGUAAUUAGAGUUCUUUCAAUGAUAACAUGGAAGCUUGUUAGAAGGUACAUGGGAGGUCAUAAGGGAUCUAUAUCUUGCUUGAUGACAUUCAUGGCUUCUUCUGGCGAGGCGCUUCUGGUGUCUGGUGGUAGUGACGGUCUGCUUAUACUAUGGAGUGCUGAUCAUGGUCAAGAUUCACGGGAACUUGUUCCAAAGUUGAGUUUGAAGGCACAUGAUGGUGGGGUUGUGGCUGUUGAGCUUUCUAGGGUGAUGGGAGGUGCACCGCAAUUGAUAACCAUUGGUUCAGAUAAGACAUUAGCCAUCUGGGAUACUAUCUCUUUUAAGGAAUUGAGGCGUAUUAAACCUGUUCCGAAACUGGCUUGCCAUAGUGUGGCAUCUUGGUGCCACCCUCGAGCUCCUAAUCUUGACAUCUUAACUUGUGUUAAGGAUUCUCAUAUUUGGGCAAUUGAACAUCCAACUUAUUCAGCUCUUACGAGGCCAUUGUGUGAACUUUCUUCGCUUGUUCCUCCACUAGUACUUGCACCAAACAAGAAACUUAGGGUUUACUGCAUGGUUGCACAUCCUUUACAACCACACCUUGUUGCUACUGGAACCAAUAUUGGUGUUAUUCUCAGUGAGUUUGAUGCAAGAUCUCUUCCAGCUGUUGCUCCUUUACCAACACCACCAGGCAGCAGAGAACACUCUGCUGUAUAUGUUGUUGAAAGAGAAUUGAAGUUACUAAGCUUUCAGUUAUCUAACACAGCAAAUCCAUCUCUUGGAAGUACAAGUACCUUAUCUGAAACAGGAAGGUCCAGGGCAGAGUCAUUGGAACCAUUGCAUGUGAAGCAGAUUAAGAAGCACAUUAGCACACCUGUUCCACAUGAUUCGUAUUCUGUUCUUUCUGUGAGCAGUUCGGGAAAGUACCUUGCAAUUGUGUGGCCUGAUAUCCCUUAUUUUUCUGUAUACAAGGUUAGUGAUUGGUCAGUUGUUGAUUCAGGGUCUGGAAGGCUUUUUGCUUGGGAUGCAUGCCGUGAUAGAUUUUCUUUGGUAGAAUCUGCUUUACCUCCUAGAAUGCCAGUAAUGCCUAAAGGUGGUUCAUCAAAGAAAGCGAAAGAAGCUGCUGCUGCUGCAGCACAAGCAGCAGCAGCUGUUGCUAGUGCAGCUUCUGCAGCUACUGUUCAAGUGAGAAUCUUGUUGGAUGAUGGAACAUCAAAUAUUUUAACAAGGUCUAUAGAUGGCCGCAGUGAACCGGUGAUUGGUUUGCAUGGUGGUGCACUGCUUGGUGUUUCAUAUCGAACGUCGCGGAGGAUAAGCCCUGGGGCUGCAACAGCUAUUUCAACAAUUCAAUCAAUGCCAUUAUCUGGGUUUGGCAAUUCUGGCCUUUCUUCUUUUACUGCAGCUGAUGAUGCAUUUGCUUCGAACAGAUCUGUUGUGGAAGCAGCACCUCAAAACUUUCAACUGUAUAGCUGGGAAACUUUUCAACCUGUAAGUGGGCUUCUUUCACAGCCAGAAUGGACUGCAUGGGACCAAACUGUUGAGUAUUGUGCUUUUGCGUACCACCAGUACAUUGUCAUCUCUUCCUUGCGCCCUCAAUAUAGAUAUCUAGGGGAUGUUGCCAUUUCAUAUGCUACUGGUGGUGUUUGGCACCGGAGACAACUAUUUGUGGCUACACCAACAACCAUUGAGUGUGUCUUUGUGGAUGCUGGAGUUGCACCUAUUGAUAUAGAAACAAAAAAGAGAAAAGAAGAGAUGAAAAUCAAAGAGGCACAAGCAAGAUCUGUUGCUGAGCAUGGAGAAUUAGCACUCAUCACAGUUGAUGGUCCACAAGUUGUCACACAAGAAAGGAUUUCAUUAAGGCCUCCGAUGCUGCAGGUAGUGCGGUUAGCAUCCUUUCAGAAUGCUCCUUCUGUGCCACCAUUUUUAUCAUUACCAAAACAAUCUAAAGUAGAUUCAGAGGAUACUAUACUGUCAAAAGAGAUGGAAGAAAGAAAAACUAAUGAGAUAGCUGUUGGUGGUGGAGGGGUAUCAGUUGCAGUAACACGUUUUCCUGCAGAACAGAAACGGCCAGUAGGACCUCUUGUUGUGGUGGGUGUUAGAGAUUCAGUACUUUGGCUCAUUGACAGGUACAUGUGUGCCCAUGCUUUGUCUCUUAACCAUCCCGGUAUUCGUUGCCGCUGUCUUGCUGCCUAUGGAGAUGCAGUUAGUGCAGUGAAAUGGGCAAGUAGGCUUGGUAGAGAGCACCAUGAUGAUUUAGCACAAUUCAUGCUUGGGAUGGGUUAUGCUACAGAAGCACUUCACUUGCCUGGAAUAUCUAAGAGGUUGGAGUUUGAUCUUGCCAUGCAGAGCAAUGAUUUGAAAAGAGCUCUUCAGUGCCUCUUGACAAUGAGCAAUAGCAGAGAUAUUGGGCAAGAAACAACAGGGCUAGAUGUAACUAACAUUCUGAGUUUAACAGCUAAACAGGAAAACUUGGUGGAUUCUGUCCAGGGAAUAGUAAAAUUUGCAAAGCAGUUUUUGGAUCUUAUUGAUGCUGCAGAUGCUACGGCACAAGCUGACAUUGCUCGUGAGGCUCUUAAGAGAUUAGCUGCUGCUGGUUCUGUCAAAGGUGCUCUACAAGGUCAGGAGUUAAGGGGACUAUCUCUACGACUUGCAAAUCAUGGAGAGUUGACCCGGUUAACUGGGUUGGUAAAUAAUCUUAUCUCAGCUGGACAAGGACGUGAAGCAGCAUUUUCAGCUGCAGUUUUGGGAGACAAUGCUUUAAUGGAGAAGGCAUGGCAGGACACUGGAAUGCUGGCAGAGGCUGUUCUUCAUGCACAUGCUCAUGGGCGACCAACAUUGAAGAACCUGGUCCAGUCCUGGAAUAAGAUGUUACAGAAAGAGCUUGAGCCUGUCCCAUCAACAAAAACUGAUGCUACAGCUGCUUUUCUUUCUUCACUGGAGGAACCCAAGCUUACAAGUUUGGCCGAAGCAGGGAAGAAGGCACCAAUUGAGAUUCUACCUCCAGGGAUGUUGUCUCUAUCCAAUCCCAUCAGUCUUCCAAAGAAGCCAGCUCCUGCCACCCAAGGCUCCCAGCAGCAGCCAGGCAAGCCAAUGCUACUAGAAGCACCUCCUCUGGCUGCUCCCCCAGUGAGUGCUCCAGUUUCAUUGGCAAUAAGUGAUCCAGUUGGACCACCGAGUGCUACACCUUCAUCUUCAUUGAGCGAUCCAAUUGCCCCACCUGAAAGUACUUCAGAACCAGUUGCAAGUACACCUGCAUCAAGUACUACAAUAGCAGCAAGCACACCACCCCUAGCAUCCAACGGUGCUGAAAUGGGUGAUACCCAGUGGACGAAUGUUCCAACUCCAUUGGAAGGGACUGAUCCACUUGCUUGACAAGAGUUUCAAACCCUGCCAAUUGAAGCCGGUGCAUAUGGUAAACACACUAGCUUCAUUGAUGAAAGUUACUUUCUUUUUCUUUUAUUUUUUCGGGGGACGGGGGGGGGGGGGGGGGGGUGUAUUGAGGUUCGGUUGUCUGAGUUGUGAUUAUUUCCUUUGUUACAUUUUUGAAUUUAACUCCAUUAGAGAAAAAAGUUUGUGUAGUAUAUUCCCCAACCCCUAGGCUCCCUUGUCACAUGAUUUCCAAUGGCAUCUAUAGAGCAGGCCAUUUAUGGGUUGUAUUAUAUAAUGAAAGCAACGAGUUGUGUAUCAUAUAUGGUAAUGGAUACGUUUUAGGUUCUUUGCA